AAUGAACGCUGCCUCCCUUCGUCACAUGAAAACAGAAGCUGACCCAGGAUCGGCCUCCUGCGCCGUCGUGUCAGAGACGCAUGCGCAGUGCUUCUUACUGUGCAACACUGCCACCGCUCGACUCAGCAACCGUGAUCUGGAGAAAAGUAUAUUUGAGACCUCUGUGGGACAAACUGAGAAACUAGGUCCAAACGACAUUUUAGGGAACUGUGAGGAUCGUCGCCAUCAAAUGUGGAAUAUAAUAGAGGAGGUCUAUGAAAUAAUAAUCAAUAGAACUAACGACGUUUUGCCACGUGGUCAAAAUUGACUAAUGGGAGCCCGACAAAUCUAUAGGAAAGUAUGUUCUUUGUUUGGAUAUUUUACCACCUUUGUUACCUAAUUUGAGCCUAAAACAGUAGAAUCGCAAUAUGUGGACACCGAGGCGUCUGAAAAUGGACCGAUGAGGAUACUUUUAAAUGUGCUUUUUGUGCAAUGCCACGUGUGCGUUUCGACCAGGCUUGUUAUUCCGUCACAUGACUCCCCUCCCCCACCCGGCGCGGGGAAAGGGGGAAGAAGGCGGACAUGUUUGAGGGAAAUGUGCUGCUAAAAAGUAUCGAGGUGGGAGACAAGAAGAUUAUUUCAAGAAAGGUUUCGCAUUAUUUUGGGAUUUACCCGUCGAAAUUUGUGUUUAUUUUAAAGUUCAAGGUUCAUGUCAUACCUUGAAUUAGAUUACAUAAAUUUUUAUUUUGGAUAACUUUAACUUUCUUUUUUAGCCAUUGUUUAAAUUGUGUUUUUUAUAGCCUUUUGUUUUAUAACUUUAGCAACGAGUAAUUAAUUUCCCUUUUGAUUAAUUGAGUGACAUUGUAGGGAAUUUGUAACCUUGUGUGGGGGUUGGGCGCGUGUGUUUAGGAAACCUUGUGUGGCUGUUAAAUUUGUAGUUAGUAGUUUUAAUUAUUAUUUCAGUAAUAUACUAACUAGGCGAUUUUUAAUCACAUAUUUAGUUGUAAACGAAUUUGUUGUACGACAUUGGUCCUAAAGUUCAGUUAUGCUCUGUAUUCUUUAACGUUUUUGUGGACUAUUGACUAGUACCAGUUCUAUUGUUUUGUAUUAAGGUAUAAUUGGCAUUUUGCUCAAAUGUAAUAAUCAGUGGGGAAAAUGCUUUGUCAUUCAAGGGUUGAAAAACCAUAUAAGAUGUGGUCUUGUAUAGAUUAAGUUGUUAGUUAUUGUUUAGCUGUGUAUUAUAUAACGUCGUUCUUGUCAGUCUUUUGUGUUACUUAGGUUGGAUCUGUUUCUUGUGCUGUUAAUCUGUGGGCAGCAGAGGCCUCAUGUCAUUGUUUAGCUGUGUUCCCAUACGUUGUCCUUCUCAACAGCAAACUAACGUAACUCGCUUCAGUUGCAAUUGAAAGCUACAGGUUUAUCGUUUUGUGCUUUUUGCUUGUAGUUGUAUGCCUCAAUUUGCGAAAAUUUCGGUUUUAAUUUCCUGUUUCAUCGAGUUUAAAGAUGGCGCCUGUGGACUUUUCAGAAAAACAGAAAUGCGGAUGUUCUGGUAAGUAGGGAACUCGUGGGGGCGCCUGACGGCUACGCGUGACUUGCUGAGAACCAAUGGGCGUCUUGGUAUUUGCCCUGAAAGCCCGCGUUUCAGAUGUAUUGACCAAUCCCAGCGGUGACUGUGCCCACGUUGACGUAAUGUAAUAUGAUAAGGAGAAUGGAGGCUGCGGUGCCCUUGUGUUUUGUGCGGGUAUACAUGACUGGGCCAGUAACAGAGAGCAUUUCUGUAACACGGAACAGACUGAACCAAUAGUAUUGUGCAAUUUCCUUGAUGGACAGCCAAGGCUUUCGAAUAGGUUGGCCCAACAGACUGCCAGCACUGCUUCAGUUUAUAGGGGCGUGGCUGCUUUGACGAACUGUUUAAGCGUCAAGUGCAAACUAGGAGGGCGUGGACAUACGGAGGUAGUCUGUCCAAUAGGGUGUAGGGUCGGUGUAUAAAGUCACGGGUGUAGUCGCGUCGUCGCCAUUUCACCGAAGCAGACGAGAAGGGGCAUUUUGUGGCGUUGAACGGAGAGAAGCGACGAGCAGAGACGGAUCCUGGUUUCAGUCUUAGCUGUAAACAGAAUCCGGAUCCAUCCUGAUGGAAAUGGCUGUUAACCCGCUACUUGACAGCUCCCUUGGCGGGCUUGACGUUGGCAUAAUGGGAGUCACAACCAUGGACCAGGGUUCUGGAACGGCUGGAAAACGCAUCCGGAAGCCCUCCCUGCUUUACGAGGGCUUUGAGAGUCCUGGGAUGCCCCCUCUGAGUCAGUUGAUGCCCUCAGGACCUCCACAGCCCCCAGUGAAGGACCCCAACCGUCAGGGGAGGAUGACGAACCAGCUUCAGUUCCUGCAGAAAGUCGUGCUUAAGUCUUUGUGGAGGCACCACUUUGCGUGGCCCUUCCAUGAACCUGUGGAUGCAGCCAAACUCAAUCUGCCUGAUUAUCACAAGAUCAUCAAAACUCCCAUGGACAUGGGAACGAUCAAGAAGCGGUUAGAAAAUAGCUACUACCGCAGCGCUAGCGAGUGCAUGCAGGACUUCAACGCCAUGUUCACCAACUGCUACAUCUAUAACAAGCCCACAGACGACAUCGUGCUCAUGGCCCAGUCACUGGAAAAGGCCUUCCUGCAGAAAGUGGCUCAGAUGCCACAGGACGAGUUGGAGCUGCCUGCUGCUCUUCCCAGGAGCAAACCUGGGAAACCCUCCAAAAAAGGCAGAGUGUCCGGUGGAGUGACCACUGCUCAUCAGGUCCCUGCUGUCUCCCAGUCGGCAUAUUCACCUCCCACCCCAGAGACCCCGGACCCCAUCCUCUCAACCCCCCCACAAACUAUUCUGACCAAGAGCCUGCCCCCCACCCAUCACACUGAGCAGAGCAUCACCACCAUUACAAGUCUGCCUCACACUCAGCCCACGGCCAAGAAAAAAGGUGUAAAGAGGAAAGCGGACACAACCACCCCGACCACCGUAGCCAUGCCCAUCAUGAGCACCAUGGGGGUCAGCGGCAUCGGGCUGGGAAUGGGUGGUGGACAUGACUCCCCUCUCACCCUCACCUCGCUGGGCGUGGACCACAGCUCCAGCCUGGGGUUGAGCCCCAGCCUCAGCCUGGGUCAGGGCAUGGGAAUGGGGUUAGGGAUGGGCAUGGGAAUAGGGAUGGGAAUGGGCAUGGGUCGUGGAGCAGUGAUGAUGAACUCCAAAGGGAGCAGCAGGAGAGGAGUGAGUGGACGACCCAUCAAGCCUCCAAAGAAGGAUUUACCAGAUUCAGUGCAGCCGCAGUCUGUGCGGCGCAGCAAACUGAGCCCCCAGCUUCGCUACUGCAGCGGAGUCCUGAAGGAGCUGCUGUCAAAGAAGCACGCGGCCUACGCCUGGCCCUUCUACGAGCCCGUAGACGCCACGUCGCUCGGUCUCCACGACUACCACGACAUCAUCAAGCAGCCCAUGGACCUCGGCACCAUCAAGAGGACGAUGGAAAGCAGAGAGUACCGCGAUGCCCAACAGUUCUCUGCUGAUGUUAGACUGAUGUUCUCCAACUGCUACAAGUACAACCCUCCUGAUCAUGAUGUGGUGGCCAUGGCCAGAAAACUCCAGGAUGUCUUUGAGUUCUGCUUUGCCAAGAUGCCAGAUGAGCCUCCUGCACCACCUAGCUCCUCGUCGUCUUCAUCAUCCUCAUCAUCCUCAUCGGAGAGUGAGCUCAGCAGUGAAACUGAGGAGAGUGAGAGCAGCCCGAGCUCGGACUCUGAGGAGGAACGAGCGAACCGGUUGGCAGAGCUGCAGGAACAGCUGAAGGCAGUGCAUGAACAGCUCACUGCAUUGUCCCAGGGCCCCAUCGUCAAACCCAAGAAAAAGAAAGAGAAGAAAGAUAAGAAAAAGAAGAAGAAAGUAGAAAAAGAGAAGCAUCGGAGGAUAGAGGAAGAGAUUCCACCCGUGAAGCCGCCCAAGACCCCAAAAAUCACCAAGACCCCAAAACCUAAGAUCCCCAAAACCCCCGUGGGUGUUCCUGUAGUGCCGGUGAAGAAGGCGCCAAGCAAGAAGAACAACAAGAGCAAAUCCAAAAAGGCCAGUAUGAUGUUCAGCAUGUCUCAACCGGUCCACGAUCCCAUCGUGAGUCAUUUUGACUCUGAUGAGGAGGAGGACACGGCUCCGAUGUCGUACGAUGAGAAGCGACAGCUCAGCCUGGACAUCAACAAGCUGCCCGGCGAGAAGCUGGGUCGUGUGGUUUACAUCAUUCAGUCCCGUGAGCCGUCGCUCCGUGACACCAACCCGGAGGAGAUAGAGAUCGACUUUGAGACACUGAAGCCGUCGACACUGCGGGAGCUGGAGAGAUACGUGAUGACGUGUCUGAGGAAGAAGCCCCGAAAGCCCUAUGCAAAUAAAAAGAACAGCGCUGGGAAGUCGAGGGAGGAGCUCGCUCUGGAGAAGCAGUUGGAGCUGGAAAGGAGACUGAUGGACGUCAGUGGUCAGCUCAACUCUGGAAAGAAGCCCGUUAAGACCAAACCAGAGAAGCCAGCGGCAGAGACUCACACCCAGCCUUCACGCCUCAGCGCCAGCAGCUCCUCUUCAGACUCUUCCUCAUCAUCCUCUUCCUCGUCAUCGUCAGACACCAGCGACUCGGACUCUGGCUGAGCGUUUGGCUUCUCUGGAAUGGGGUUGUGUGAGGGACCCUGGCUGAGUAGAGCUACUGAUGGUGGAGCUGCAGGACGGGUCAGACGAGACCAGGGCUGAGCAGAUCAGGCUCCACCGGGACAGAGGCGGGGCGUCCCCUGAAAACACAGGAAGACUCGGUUCCUGCCUCUGGAGAAGUGAGGGAGGGACGCUUCAUCUCCUGGGACGAACGAAGACGAACGCAUGCGUUGGAGGGAUGAGGGUGCUAGAGCCAGAACCGGUGUUUCUGGAGAAAACUUCCCUUCUUACCGUGCUCCCUGUCUUGAUGCUGUAUAGAUACAUGUACAGGUCUAUAAAUAUCUAUUUCUUUUAUAAAGAAGCCUUUUAUGGAGCUAAUCUAUUCCCUCAUUCUGGGAAACACAUGGCGUUGGUGGAGCGGUUUUACUUUUUUUUUUUGUGUGUGAGAGUCUGGAUGAAUCGGUCGUGUGCGUUUGCAUGUGUGAGACUGAGCACCAUAAGUGCAGCCUUGUGAAGUUCUAGUUUUGACGCAGGCGUUGAACAUCGGUCUGCACUCAGAAGCACCUUGGUUCAGUGGAGGAUGCAUGCAAUACGGGAGCGGACGUGAUGAACGUGUACAGAAACGUCCCAUCGGUCUGUUUCAGUCUGUAUAUAUUUCUGUUGGCUCUGUCUGUUUCAUGCUUUCAUUUCCUUUGACCAAUCUGCGAAUAAAUUGUGAGGACAUGUCUUGUCUACUCACCUGUGUCCACGUAACCUCUGGGUUUUUCUGAUUCAUUGUGUUCAUGUCACAAACAGUAUUUCAUAAUGCUACCUUAAUUUUUUGCUGUUUUUAAUAAACUGAUUAAUUUCAGGCCAUAAUUUCUUAACCUCGGUGUAAAGUAAAGCGCUUUGGCCUUUGAGAUUGAUGGCAGCUUAAAGUUUUGUGUAUCACUAGGUUUAUGAUUGUGUGACAUUAGACCAGUUUCUACCGGUUGCUUUAAACUGGAUGGUUCUAAUGUAGGAACAGGUGAAAUAAAGUAAACCAUCAAAGCUGCUGCUUGAAAUUUAGGAUCCAGAUAAAAUUGUGGUUUCUGUGAGAAAUGAGGUUUUGCACUGUUUGUUCUGCUGGUACUAAGUAACGAGUGGUUCUAGGAGCGGUGUGUUCAGCUGGUUUGAUUUGGUUUGUUGUAUGUUUGUUUUUAUUUAUUUAGCAGGAACUUGAAAGGACAUUUAUUGAUAACGAUAGUAAUAAGUCCACUCUGAUAAAUAUGCACAGAUUAACUGGAGUGUAAAUAAUUUACAGUCUCAGUCUUUGAGCAUGGUUCUGUUUUUCUUCCUGUAACUCGGUCCAGACCUGGUUCUGACCCACUCCACAGUCCGUCUUAUUAUUCCUUGUCAGGAAUCUAAAGUUUCUGUACUUGACUCCAUCAUUUCAAACGUCUUUACAUAAUACACAUAAUAUACAUAAAUAAACAGACAUGUUUUCUUUUCA
Molecule: messenger RNA, 6095 nt
Organism: Betta splendens (Siamese fighting fish)
Lineage: Eukaryota; Metazoa; Chordata; Actinopteri; Anabantiformes; Osphronemidae
Gene: brd2a
Product: bromodomain containing 2a
Exons: 12
Coding region: 2108-4627 (839 amino acids)
Biological process (GO): chromatin remodeling; regulation of DNA-templated transcription
Cellular component (GO): chromatin; nucleus
Source: RefSeq, a predicted model, not a curated record